Molecule: messenger RNA, 1143 nt
Organism: Alternaria conjuncta
Lineage: Eukaryota; Fungi; Ascomycota; Dothideomycetes; Pleosporales; Pleosporaceae
Exons: 1
Coding region: 1-1143 (380 amino acids)
Source: RefSeq, a predicted model, not a curated record
AUGGCCGACAGCUUCGAUAUCACACCCACUUCACCUUCGGACUGGCACCCACAUCAGCGUGCAUGGAUUCAACUCUACUACAAGCUCUUGUGUCAAACCAUACGUCAGUAUCCCUCUUAUCCAGUCUGCAUCAGUGACACCGCAGCUUUCGUUGGCUUCUCCACAUUUUUCGAAGGCUCAGACAGCACGGGUAUCAUCGAUCGCGAACCGGCCUUUGGGACGCGUAAGGCUAUGUUCAUCAAUCAUCGGAACGCAGCUUUUCCGAAUUUAUUGUCUAAACUCGUGGAGAUGUACAACAACGAAAGGACCGAGUCAAGCUACCGUGUCAGCUAUCCUCAGGUUUUCAUUACCAUACCGACGCUGAACAAAUACAUCAGGAUCAGCGAGCAGUACGGCCCGGAUAACGAUGACCCGGAGCCCUGGAAGACGCAAACUGAUCUCUGGGACUUUUUCGCAGAGAUGUUGGCCGAGACGUUUGGUGACAAUGGGUUUCUUGACAACCGGGAUACUGUUGUACAGUCAUUCGUUCAAGCAACUGAGGACAACGUUGCGCCUUGGCCACCGUCGCCCACUGAUGAAGAGCGCGCGCAGUUGAAGUUGCUGGGGCAGCACAUUCAGCGUCAACUUGAAGCGGACAGAUCGUUCAUCUCGUUCACGGACCGUGUGAGUGAAGAGUCUGAACAAGAUCAUUCAGAACUUCCCUCGCCCACUACUGAGCAAGCUGAAAAGCGUACCGAACAGAACGUUGAGAAAAUGUCCACAAAGAAGGCGAGCGCAUGGCUUGAAGUCGAGCGUCAUGCACUCUGGCGCAGCAUCAACGCUUGGUGUCACAAAAACGGUAUCGAUGCAUUUGACCCUAAAGGGAUGCACAUACAGACCUGGAACCUCUUCGCGGACCAGCUCAAUGCGGAGUGCGCAAAGAAGGGUCAGGUGAAGCAAAGGACCGGGGAUAUCGUCCGCAGUCAGGUAAGAGACGCCGUUCGGAGGAAUAAUCCGCCUAUCAGCGAACUGGCUAAGCGUGCAGAGGAUAUGAGGGAAGAGAUCGGCAACGACAAAACCAAAGUCUUCCCGCAGGGCGUAAGAUUUCCGGAGGAGGCCAUUAAGAUACCAAAGAACGAUGCAGGGGCUGAGGAUGAAGAAUAG